CAAAUGGUCCUUAAGGACUCAAGACACACUCAAGACUCCCAGAGACACCCAGGCAUAAGACAGAAAGCAACUGUGGAGGAGGGAGAAGCAACUGUGGAGGAGGGAGAAGGUUCCAUCAAAUAUUCAUCAUGGACUCCAUGGCAGCAGCAACUACAGCUGAUCAAGCUUUCGAGGACUACAGCAUCUACAGCUUAUCUGAUGGUGAACUGAUUCAGCUGGCCAUUGAACGCAACCUGAGUGAUUUCUUCAGCCCUUCCUCAGAGCACUCACAGAGGUCAUCUUAUUCACUAGCUGCAGCAAGCCAACCUAUGCCCUUUGAGCAUGAAGCCAUGCCAACAUUUCAGAGACAAACAGCUUUACACACUCAGAACAUCCCUCCUGCUGCCAAUCCACAUCAAACCGCCAAUCACCCCAGCCAAAACCGGACGGAGAGUUCAUAUAACUGUGCUGGAGACGGAGUGAGGGUGUGUUCUUGGACGAAAAGCAAAAAUGGAGGUUUGCAAGUUAGACUGAAACCAAUGGAGGACAUGUCUGCUAUACAAUCAGCCAUCUGGAGGAAUGAUGCCCCAAAACUCCUUGAAGUAUUGCAGGAACAGCCUUCUGACGCUCUGAGUACACCAAACAAAAACGGCUGGAUACAUUUGCAUGAAGCUGCAUACUAUGGUUAUGAGGAAUGUUUGAGAGUGCUAAUAAAAGCCUUUCCUAAACUAAUCAACAAACGUACCAACAAGCGCCAGACACCUCUAGUGUUGGCUGCUGCCGGCAAAAACCCGUUGUGUGUCCAGUGUCUUCUUGAGGCAGGAGCAGAUCCCAAUACAGCCGACAAUGUAGGAGAAUCACCUCUCUACACAGCUUGUGAAAAUGCAAAUGAGGAAAUAGUGGAGCUUCUUCUGAGGUUUGGAGCCAAGGUCUCACAUGCCAACGCAGAAGGAAUGACACCAUUACAUGAAGCGGUGCGACACAAUAGUCUUCGCAUGGGCAAGCUUCUAGUGACAGCUGGAGCAAACAUAAGAGCCAGGAACAUUUACGGCAUUGAACCACUAUUCAUGGCUGCCCAGGGAGGAUGCACAGAAGUACUGAACCUUCUCAUUGAACAUGGAGCCUAUACUGACUGUCAAGCUAGGGAUGGAGCAACACCUUUAUUUGAAGCUUCCAAGAAUGGCCAAGAAGAGGUGGUGAGGCUGCUUCUGUCUAAAAGAGCAAAUGUGAACAAAACAACCAAAGCAGGACUAACUCCUCUACACAUUGCUUCAAAGAAUGGGCAUGCUAGAAUCGUGUCCUUACUGAUUCCACAUACGGACAAAGUGAUCAGGCUAGAAAGUGGCAUUAGUCCACUCCACCUUGCAGCAGAGCAUAACAGAGAGGAUAUCUUGGAGAUUCUCAUCAAUGCGGGCUUUGAUGUCAACUCUGUGCUGAAGAAUGACCACUCCCAGAUUUAUGACGACUGGUGCUGCUCAGCCCUCCACUUCACUAUAUGCAACAGCAACAUAGACACAGCCUCCAUGCUGCUGGAGGCAGGCGCUGACCCCAAUCUGGAUGCUUUCAACCCUCUUCUGGUAGCCGUGAGACAGGGAAAUAAAGAGAUGGUGUCUUUGCUGGUGGAGUACGGUGCCAAUGUGAAUGCCUGCGUGCCAACACUCCCCACUACCUUUCCUGGAGCUCUGCUCUUUUGUAUGAAGCACACCCUGAUGUUCAAGUUCCUGCUGGACAAUGGAUGUGAUGCCAACGCCUGUUUCUCAUGUGUUUAUGGAGGCAGCCCACAUCCUCCAAUCAAGAGCCGGCUUACUACUAGGAAUGAGCUGGACCUUGAUGAAAUUCCUCAGAGCGAAGUUGCACAGUUCUGUGAGAUUAUAGCAGAUCCCCUUUACACCUAUUGGGCAGGACCUAUACUUGACCGUCUCCUUGAUUACACUGGUCCUGUGAAACUGUGUUCUAGAAUCACAGAAAUUCUUGAGAGCAGCAAGGAGUGGGUGUACAUCAAAGAAAAAUCAAAGCCAUCCUUCUUCCUGAUGCAUCUGUGCCGACUGAGGAUCCGCCAGCUGGUGGGAUGUCAGAGGCUGAGGAGAAUGACAAGCCUUCCUCUGCCUGGCCGACUCAUCAAGUACCUAUUCUACGACAACGGAGAAUCUGAGAAUCUUUGAUUGAGUGUUUAUGUGUGUGUCUCUUAACUUAAGCACUGACUGUCAGUCAAUAAUCUAACCAACAAAAGCUUGAUUAUCUACAUCUUUCCCGAACUCUGAUCUUGUUUGAUUGUUGCCUCAGAGCGGAAGCCAGAAUCUGUCUUCCGCUCCACAGUAUUUACAUUUAUAGCUAACUACUACUGUAGUUGAAGUUCAGAGAUGACUAAAAUCUGUGAAUUUAAUAAAAGGGAUUGCUGGUUAUGUGCCGAUAGAUAAUCCAAAGCGGACAACGGUUUGCAAAAGUACUAAUAACCUGUCGAAUGGCCUCUCUAAUGGCCAAGGAUUUUUGGGUUAGCUGGUCUAUGGCUAAGUUAAGUGCAACAGCCUAACUGGAGGUGUGAUGAUGAAGCAGAAGGUUAACUUGUUGUUACAGGAGCUGUGUUCCAGUAAUAGGAAGUUGCUAUGUUCUCUGAUUUAUGUAUUUUAACUAUUCUAUUUUAUGUACUUUAUUUUUCCCUUUAUUUCCCUUAAACUAUUGCCCUGUCAUGCUUCGCUGCGCGUCAAUGUCCUGUUCGCCCUGUCUGGACUUAUUUUUCGAUAAUGACCGGCGAACAAUAUAUUAUCCUUUACUUCAACAGAGAAUUUCAGAGUCCCCACCUUGUUGUAGGCUAGGCUACCUUCAAUUUAUCACUUUCGCUUUGCUGUGAAACUUGCACUCUAAUAGUCAAAACUGUCAUCAACGUAGAUGAAAGGGCCAUGAGUCAGUUCACGUCUUGAAAGUUUGACAUCCCAAAAGCCUUUUAUUUUAUUUUGGAACAAGCCACCGUUUGGGACUAUAUUAGGGCGAAGCAUAGGCGAAGUACUGCUACUAUUACUAUAUUAUUAAUAAUAAUAAUAAUAAUAAUAAUAAUAAUAAUAAUAAUAAUAAUAAUAAUAAUAAUAAAAAAUAUAGCCGCAAGCGGCAAUGGCGGGCCUGAGCACCUGCGGGCCGCAACCCAUGACAUUUUGGAAUCCAACAAAGCACCGACGUGGUGCAUUUGUAAAAUGUACAUAUUUGAUGCGUGUGCUAUUUGUUGCAUUUUAUUUUCUGGCACAUUUACUCGCUUGGCCAUGUGGGGGUGCAAUGCAAAGCAGACCCAUUGGGUGCCAUCAUAAUCAUAAUAUAUAUUAACCUGAGAAAUUUCAAACCAUUCAUUUUAAGCAAAGAACAUUUCUGAUACACUUUUAGGUUGACCAGAUGGUGGUGCUAUGUUAGGCAUGGAAAUUACACAUGUGAAUAUCAUCAAAAUAAUUAUAUUUUAAUUAAUAUUUUGUUAAUAAAUUCCAAAAACUAUUCUGACUUUGGCCAGCUGGUGGCGCUAUGCCAGACAGGCAUAUGGGAUGUUUGGAUGUCAUGUACACCUAAUCUGAUUAAUCUGAUGCAUCUGAUUGUGAUAUCCAACAGAAGUGGAAAAAACACAUUCCUUCUCUUGCCAAUUGGUGGCGCUAUGCAAGGCAACUCGGUGAGUUGCACAGUUUUAAAAAUCAACGUUAAGGGUUGUUUUAGGACAUGUUUCAGCAUGCCUAGGCAGCCACUCUGACUAGUCAAAGGCGAUUCAAAACGAGUCAGAAAAGUCGAGACAGGACCAAUCGUCAAAAUUUUGGUGUCCACCACUCUAGUUCAUCCAAAACAAACCAGAAAAGGGACUCAAAGUGCUAAAUGCCGGAAUUUUCCUUUAAGCAGCACAGGUGCUGAGCACCACAGCUGUGACAUCAGACUAGCAUUUGGCUUAGAAGGCCAAACUUUAUGGAGGGAAAGAGCAAAACUCAAGAAGACACCUCUGACACCUCAGAAUUUGAUAGUUCCAGUUAAACAGCUUCUCAAAGAUGCUAUAAAGAUGCCCAGGUGCCGAGCCCCACAGUGACAGCAGGUACAGUAUAUGUACCUACUGUAUUUGUACCUAUUGUACGUAGCUUUAGGUAAACUCCCUGGAAAAGCCGUUCAUACAGUUUGUAGAGGUUGAAGACAACUUGUUUGACUCCUUUGAUGGAAGGUGCAAAACUACUCAAGCGGCAAAAUUCUGGCCAUCUGAUUUUUUUCAAUUUUUUGAGGCAUGCAUUUCAGUUUGGUUUUGAAAUGGGAACUACACCACAGCACUGUACAAGACCCUACAGUAUAAAAUGGUUGCAAGAUAUAAAAAGAUUCCAUGCUGUUACAUGCUUCAUGUCACGAUUAAAUCUUGUGUUAAAUAAAA
Messenger RNA from Alosa sapidissima (American shad), 4354 nucleotides. Its product is annotated as ankyrin repeat and SOCS box protein 2-like. The record is from RefSeq and is a predicted model, not a curated record. The coding region runs from base 129 to 2141 and encodes 670 amino acids. Gene Ontology annotation, cellular component: cytoplasm; nucleus. Gene Ontology annotation, biological process: intracellular signal transduction; innate immune response. Gene Ontology annotation, molecular function: protein binding. NCBI's taxonomy places the organism in Eukaryota, Metazoa, Chordata, Actinopteri, Clupeiformes, Clupeidae. The transcript has 10 exons.